AUGGCCUAUCGACAGUAUGAGCAGGGAACGAGUGGGAUGAACUUUGAUCGAUUUCUGGAUCGUUUCGAUGAGAAUACAGUUACCAAAUUGAAACGACACUACUGGACGGCCAAGCAGAUGUUUCGAAAUAAAAUGGGGAAGAAGGAAGACGAGCUACUCACGGCAUCAGAUGCCGAUUUCGACUCGCAAGUGACGCUGUUCAAUUCGAUCAAACGGACCAGCGAUCAGCUGCUCGAGGCCUCAAAUAAUUACCAUGGGUUUUUACUAGACGCGGCUCAAAGUGAGAAUGGGGUUGGGAAAUAUUUGAAAGAUCGAGGGAAGGAACAACGGAGAGAAGAGACCAAGAAGGUAAUGAUCGCCGUAGGUCGAGCCUUCCUAUACGCUUCCCAUCAAAGAGCAGCCAUUUCUCAACCCCUAUUACGAUUUUAUGAAGAAAUCUGUGUCUUCAACGAAAGAGCCAUAUUCGAUUGUGGGCAGACGGUAGAAGCGGCUGAACGAGCGAAGACAGAAUAUAGAGGAAGUUUGCUGUGGAUGAAGCAGGAGAGCGAGGAGCUGGACCCCUCGAAUUUCCGGCAAAUGGAUCGAUUCCGAGAAGUCCAGGCGACGGUUAGAUUGAAUAAAGAGCGGUUGGACCGGUUGAAAGAGGAUACGUUACAAAAGGUCGACCUCCUCUCGGCUAGCCGAUCUCAUCUACUGUCGCAUUUGUUAGGGCGAUACCUCGAGCUCCUCACUACUUACUACCAAAAAACGGGAACGAUCUAUGCAACGCUGGCCAAAAAUCUUUCCGUUUAUGAUCACUAUGAUUUUGAGAUAUUGACGGAACUGAUCGAGCCCUCAAGGAAAGCAGCUCAAAAAGCUCGGCAGGAAAGUGUCGAAAAAGAGCGGGAAGAGGAGGAGCAGCAGAAGGCUGUUGAGGCCGAGCAACCGGAUUUGAUGCAAUUUAACGACCGCGACGAGACGAGUCUACGGUACCUUUUUGGAGGAGAAUCACCCAGUGAUGAGAGAAUUGUGACGGAUAGAAGGCGAUUGGCCGACGAUGAGGAGCGACCAGAUAGUCCGCUAGUAGGAGAAGCUGAAAUAGGAAUGGAUGCGUUGGAGGGGUUACAAGUUGACGACCUAUCAAACUUCGGGCCCCUCCCACCGCUAUAUCAAACCCAAAACGUGCCGAAAUUGACGCCGCCCCCGGAGAAUUUCACUCAAAAGCCCCCACUGUCCAAGACGAUUCCAAAACACGACCCGUUCGACUUAUUAUCGUUGAGUGGGGAUCUCUUCCGCCCCAAAGCAAAUACCGAUGGCUUCGAUCCUACAAAUCCAACAAAUGCUUUCCAGGGGAAUGCCGGGUUUAGCAAUGAAUGGGACUCUCUGCUCUCUCAAUGCGAUCUACAAACUACAAACGAUUUGAUC
Messenger RNA from Mesorhabditis spiculigera, 1404 nucleotides. Lineage: Eukaryota; Metazoa; Nematoda; Chromadorea; Rhabditida; Rhabditidae. The record is from the annotation of a GenBank genome assembly.